Molecule: messenger RNA, 774 nt
Organism: Dictyostelium discoideum AX4
Lineage: Eukaryota; Evosea; Eumycetozoa; Dictyosteliales; Dictyosteliaceae
Exons: 1
Coding region: 1-774 (257 amino acids)
Source: RefSeq, a predicted model, not a curated record
AUGGAUAAUGCAGAAAAAGAAAAAAUAUUAGCUAAAUUAAAUAAAAUUAAUAGUAUAAUUGAGGAGAGGAUUUCAAUUACAUCUGAUGAAAUUGAAAAACAAAAAGUAUUGAUUGAACAAGAUAAAAAUAAUUUAAAAUCUUUGACACAAGAAAUUGUAUAUAAUGAACAAGAAAGUAUUCAAAUUGGAAAAGAAAAAGAUAAAUUACUUGAAGAAUUAGCUCAUAUGGAAAGCCAAAUGAAAGAUUUUCAAAAUGAAAUUGUAUCCAAUAAAAAUGAAAUCCAACAUUUAAUUGCCCAAAUUGAAGCGCAAAGACCAAAUGAAACAUUGAAUAUUUUAAAUCAUAUAUUCAAUCCAAUUGGUGCAUUAAUUGGUGAUUUAAUAAAUUCUUUAAUUAAUAACAUUAGAGAAUUAGAAAUUAGAAUUGGAUACUUGGUAAAUGAAUUAAAUCAAAAAUCUCAAGCUUUAAAUCAAUUUCAAUACAAGAGAGAAGAAAUGGAUAGAGUCCUAUCAAAGGUUGAUCAUAUUAAAAAUGAUUUAGAAGAAAAAAGAUAUGUUUUAGAAAAACAAUUAAAUUGGUUGGGUAUUCAAAAAACAAAAGAUGAAAAUUUGAAAUUACAAUUAGAAUUAUUAAAAUCUCAAUGUCAACUAUUAAUUGAUGACACAAACCAAGGUAAAGAAUUAUUAGAUGUUGGUAUUAAUUUAGUUUUAGAAAUUGAAGAAAAAUUAAAAUCAUUAUUUUCAUCAAAUAAUAUUCCUUUAUAUUUAAUUUAA